CAGCAAAAAGACGAAAAAGACCCUUUCGAAUUUAACAAUGCCCACGCUGACGUAGCCCUGGAUAUACAGCCUAGUUUCACGUUGCCUGCAUCUGAUUUCCCAAAAUACGGUGCACCUAACAUAUUGGUGGCAAUGGCGUUGAUGUCAAGGCUCGGCAUAAAGAGACUCUCCUCCCGAAUCCACUCCAAAUCCCUGAUCUCGCGCUCCUCCGCAACCGCAACCGACACCGCCACCGCCACCUCGAAGAAAGUGUCGGACCGCAUCGUGAAGCUGUUCGCGGUGGACCCUGAGGGCAAGAAGCGGGAGGUGGUGGGACUAUCGGGGCAGACCCUCCUCAAAGCGCUGACAAAUGUCGGCUUGAUUGAGCCGGCCUCCCAUCGACUGGAGGAGAUCGACGCCUGCUCGGCGGAGUGCGAAGUCAGCAUCGCCCAGGAAUGGCUCGAAAAGCUUCCUCCUCGCUCCUAUGACGAGGAGUACGUGCUGAAGCGCAACUCGCGUGCUCGCGUUCUCAACAGGCACUCUCGCCUCGGCUGCCAGGUUGUCCUCACCCCCGACCUCCAAGGAAUGGUCGUCGCCGUCCCCGAGCCCAAACCCUGGGACAUCCCCUAAUUCCCACCCCUUUCACCGUAUUGUUAUAAACUUACAUUGCUGCUACUUCUUCUUGGCUUUCGAUUCAAUAAAUCUGCACCGAUCUUUGGUGGUGAGAGACUAGUAUUGUUUUGUUUCCAUAUGGGCUCUUUGUUUUUGCUGUAAGGAAAAAUCUGCCCGUUCAAGAAUUAUUAUAGUAGGUAUGUUGAAGUUCUUAUUUCUUCUUCUCUUGUAAUGCCUUUAUACUGUCUUUUCGCUUCUACUGGUCAUGUGUUUGGGAAUGCGGAUUAAUCAUGUGGUUGCUGGGAAUCGUGAUUGUUGAAUAGAGUGGAAUUUUGUGUAA
This is a messenger RNA of Carya illinoinensis, 931 nucleotides long. Its product is annotated as adrenodoxin-like protein 2, mitochondrial. Gene Ontology annotation, molecular function: 2 iron, 2 sulfur cluster binding. The transcript has a single exon. Gene Ontology annotation, cellular component: mitochondrion. The record is from RefSeq and is a predicted model, not a curated record. Lineage: Eukaryota; Viridiplantae; Streptophyta; Magnoliopsida; Fagales; Juglandaceae. Gene Ontology annotation, biological process: P450-containing electron transport chain. The annotation marks the transcript as partial.